Messenger RNA from Equus quagga, 3403 nucleotides. RefSeq names its product Rho GTPase activating protein 24 (gene ARHGAP24). Bases 833 to 2806 code for a protein of 657 amino acids. Gene Ontology annotation, molecular function: GTPase activator activity. The transcript is spliced from 7 exons. NCBI's taxonomy places the organism in Eukaryota, Metazoa, Chordata, Mammalia, Perissodactyla, Equidae. Gene Ontology annotation, biological process: negative regulation of ruffle assembly; wound healing, spreading of epidermal cells; negative regulation of Rac protein signal transduction. Gene Ontology annotation, cellular component: focal adhesion. The record is from RefSeq and is a predicted model, not a curated record.
AGGCAGCCGCAGCCCUGCCAGCUCCCGCCCAGCUCUCAUUGAGAAAAGGGGAGCCGGCCGGAGCAGGAGGAGGGGGAGGAGAAGCUCCCUGCAGAGCGGCUCCUGCCCGGAUCGAGAAGCCUCCUGGAAUGGGCAUUCGACUGUUCUGACGUGGCGAUUCCCUCGGGAGCCCCGGGAGUUUGAAGACACACGGGAAAAGGGAGAAACCGCAGAGAGCGUCAAAGGAUGAGGGGUGCUGUAAAAGGAGCAGGGGAGUCCUGUGAAAAGAAUCCAUCAUGCACUGAAAGGCUUUCUGGAGAAGGUGCCCUGAUUUGCCUCCCCUAUUGCUCAGAUCAAAGGAGCCCGCAAGGACAGUCCUGAAGGAUUCCUCAAGGGCCUUUUUGUCAUUGUUCCUCUGUCCCCUUGCACACGGCUAUUUGCUGACCUUUCCAGAGGAAUCUCAGUCCCCCAGUUCCAGCUGAGAAGACAGUUCUUUAAAAAAAAAAAAAAAAAAAAUUCCUGCUGUUUGAACGGGAGGUGCAGCUUGCUGGCUGUGGUGCUUUUUGCUGUGACAUUUUGGAAUGUCUGCAGAAACUUAAAAAAAAAGAGAAAAACAACGUUAAAAACUCCCUGGAUUAGGCAAGAGCAAAGGAAGUUUUUGCCAAAAAGAAGUAAAUGAGAGGUGGUGGUAACUUAUCCCUGAUCCAGGACCUGGAUGAUCAAAACCUUCGGGUUCUAGGAAGCAGCACUUCAAACCUAACAAAUAAACAAACAUGAGACGGAGUGGCUGUGGGGUCUCGCGCAGAAGCGGGUCGUAAAGGCAGCCUGAAACUGGUCAGAACUUCGGGCCUGUAUGAUGCCUGAAGAUCGAAACACUGGGGGACGCCCCUCAGGUGCCUUAGCGUCAACGCCUUUCAUUCCUAAAACUACAUACAGAAGAAUCAAACGGUGUUUUAGUUUUCGGAAAGGCAUCUUUGGACAGAAACUGGAAGAUACUGUCCGUUAUGAGAAGAGAUAUGGGAACCGUCUGGCUCCAAUGCUGGUGGAGCAGUGUGUAGACUUUAUCCGACUAAGGGGGCUGAAAGAAGAGGGUCUCUUCCGACUGCCAGGCCAGGCUAAUCUUGUUAAAGAGCUCCAGGAUGCCUUUGACUGUGGAGAGAAGCCAUCAUUUGACAGCAACACAGAUGUACACACAGUGGCAUCACUUCUUAAGCUGUAUCUCCGAGAACUUCCAGAACCAGUUAUUCCUUAUGCAAAGUAUGAAGAUUUUUUGUCGUGUGCCAAACUGCUCAGCAAAGAGGAGGAAGCAGGAGUUAAGGAAUUAGCGAAGCAGGUGAAGAGUUUGCCUGCGGUCAAUUACAACCUCCUCAAGUAUAUUUGCAGGUUCUUGGAUGAAGUACAAUCCUAUUCGGGAGUUAACAAAAUGAGUGUGCAGAACCUGGCCACUGUCUUUGGCCCUAAUAUUCUGCGCCCCAAAGUGGAAGAUCCUUUGACCAUCAUGGAGGGCACAGUGGUGGUCCAGCAGUUGAUGUCAAUGAUGAUUAGCAAACAUGAUCGCCUCUUCCCCAAAGAUGCAGAACUGCAAACCAAGCCCCAAGACGGAGUGAGCAACAACAACAAUGAAAUUCAGAAGAAAGCCACCAUGGGUCAGCUACAGAACAAGGAGAACAAUAAUACCAAGGACAGUCCUGGUAGGCGGUGCUCUUGGGACAAGUCCGAGUCUCCCCAGAGAAGCAGCAUAGAUAAUGGAUCCCCUACAGCUCUACCAGGCAGCAAAACCAACAGCCCAAGAAACAGUGUUCACAAACUGGAUGUCUCUAGGAGCCCUCCUCUCAUGGUCAAGAAGAAUCCCGCCUUCAAUAAGGGCAGUGGAAUAGUCACCAAUGGUUCCUUCAGCAGCAGCAAUGCAGAGGGUCUUGAGAAAACCCAAACCACUCCCAAUGGGAGCUUACAGGCCAGAAGGACCUCUUCACUGAAGAGUUCUGGUACCAAAAUGGGCACCCACAGCGUGCAGAAUGGAACGGUGCGAAUGGGCAUUUUGAGCACCGACACACUUGGGAACCCCAUGAACGGUCGCAGCAUGAGCUGGCUGCCCAAUGGCUAUGUGACCCUGAGGGACAACAAGCAGAAAGAGCAAGCAGGAGAGUCAGGCCAGCACAACAGGCUCUCCACCUAUGAUAAUGUCCAUCAACAGUUCUCCAUGAUGAACUUUGAUGACAAACAGAGUGUCGACAGCGCCACCUGGUCCACUUCCUCCUGUGAAAUCUCUCUCCCUGAGAACUCCAACUCCUGUCGCUCCUCCACCACCACCUGCCCAGAACAAGACUUUUAUGGUGGGAAUUUUGAGGACCCUGUUUUGGAUGGGCCCCCACAAGAUGACCUUUCCCACCCUGGGGACUAUGAAAACAAAAGUGACCGGAGGAGUGUGGGCGGUCGAAGUAGUCGUGCCACCAGCAGCAGCGACAACAGUGAGACAUUUGUGGGCAACAACAGCAGCAGCCACAGUGCACUGCACAGUUUAGUUUCCAGCCUGAAACAGGAAAUGACCAAACAGAAGAUAGAGUAUGAGUCCAGGAUAAAGAGCUUAGAACAGCGAAACUUGACCUUGGAAACAGAAAUGAUGAGCCUCCAUGAUGAACUGGAUCAAGAAAGGAAAAAGUUCACAAUGAUAGAAAUCAAAAUGCGAAAUGCCGAGCGAGCAAAAGAAGAUGCCGAGAAAAGAAAUGACAUGCUCCAGAAAGAAAUGGAGCAGUUUUUUUCCACGUUUGGAGAGCUGACAGUGGAACCCAGGAGAAGCGAGAGAGGAAACACGAUAUGGAUCCAGUGAGCCCGCUUUCUCCCGCUGUCUCCAAUGGAUCUGGGAAGGACUGGGGGGGUUCCAGGGGGAAUAUUCUGUGGGAUCAGGUGGCUGGUCACCUGGCUGUACAGUGCUCUAACUGGUGAAGGAAUCUCAUUUACAGACAUUAACCAUCUAUAUCCGCAAUGUGUACCAAAGUUAUAUCAUGCCCCAUAAUGCUACUGUCAAGUGUUACAACUGGAUAUGUGUAUAUAGAGUAGUUUUUAAAAAGUAAACUAAAAAUGAGAAGCAUAUCUCAAGAAUUAUUUUAUUGCAAGUCUUGUAUUUAAAAUGUUAAAUCAAUAUGUUGUUGCAAUUUAGCUUGCUUUCAAGCUUCACCCCUUGCACUUAACAUAAGCUAUUUUUGGCAUUGUGUUAUCAUCAGCUUAUUUUAUAGAUCAAUAUUUUUAUUUCCCUUUUUGCUGAGGAAAUGAAGAUAAGCAGAUAUAUGAAUAUAAAUAUAUAUAUAAGAUGAGUUAUUAAAAUCAAAAGAAUACUUUGUGGCCGUGCUGUUUGUGCCAAUAGACCUUGCCAUGACCAAAAAGAGAAAUGUAAAUAAUUUUAUAAAAUACAUUGAAUCACCAGGAA